AUGUUCUUGCAGUCUGAUGCUUCUGGACGCAUCCCGCUCACGUUUCAAGAGAUGGCCAUGCCUAGCAAGACGGCCCCUGACGUCCCUUGCUUUAUCAACUGGAAGUCUUCGAAGAAGGCGGCUGAUAAAGAGGAGGCUCAGAAACCUGUUCCUGCUGUGGCCGAACCCACAG
Molecule: messenger RNA, 172 nt
Organism: Ceraceosorus bombacis
Lineage: Eukaryota; Fungi; Basidiomycota; Exobasidiomycetes; Ceraceosorales; Ceraceosoraceae
Source: the annotation of a GenBank genome assembly